AUGGGGAUCAUAUCCAGAAUUCUCCGUAGAAGACGCAAGACAUGGUCUACAGCGGAAUCAUCAACAACGUCAGAACCAGACACUGCAACCACAAGAACUGAAACCACAGCUCCGACGACACCAACGACACCAGCGACAUCGACGACAACUACAACAGCCACAAGAGAGAGCCGCGACGGCACAGCCACCCCGGACACUGCUGCAUCGGUUUGCGGGCAGUCUGCUGACCUUGUCACGCUCCCGGGCCAGUACCAGCGCAAGUGGACGAAGCGCGGUUGUGUCUACUACGUCAACCAUGUCGACAAAACGACUUCGUGGCUGCACCCAGUCAAGCUCGGCGAGCUGCGCGAGGCUGGGGUCGUGGCCCCUGACGCGGCCAGCGGGCCCGAGCGGGAAGUCUUUGAGCUCAUGACCAGCGGCGGAAUAGAAGCCGGGGGUCCGCUUCUGUCGAGGGAUCAGGACGACUGGUACGCGCACGGCACGCUGCCGCCAUGGAUCUUGAGGGAGCCCCGGGGAGGAGUAGGAGGAGGAGGAGGAGGAGGAGCCCCUAGCGGCGGCGUGGACGGUUCGUUUUACUGGGUCGACUACCGCGCCAACAAGGUGCUGAACCGCGAUCCGAUCGAGGUUUACCGGGAUGAGCGGAAGCUGGAGCAGGACAGGCGGCAGGAGCUCGAGGCGGAUAUUCGCCGGCUGGGGAUGGGGAAUCCAAAGCUAGCGGCGGGUUUGAGGAAGCAGGGCUGGACCGGGCACACCCAGGUCGCUAGCGAUCGAGAGAUUGCACACUGGCUGUGA
Molecule: messenger RNA, 792 nt
Organism: Pyricularia pennisetigena
Lineage: Eukaryota; Fungi; Ascomycota; Sordariomycetes; Magnaporthales; Pyriculariaceae
Exons: 1
Coding region: 1-792 (263 amino acids)
Molecular function (GO): protein binding
Source: RefSeq, a predicted model, not a curated record